This is a messenger RNA of Marchantia polymorpha subsp. ruderalis, 1219 nucleotides long. Lineage: Eukaryota; Viridiplantae; Streptophyta; Marchantiopsida; Marchantiales; Marchantiaceae. The record is from the annotation of a GenBank genome assembly.
CGCGCAGUUCGCAGGGGACGACAAAGUGCGACCAACGCAAGAGCGAGGCGCACAAUCGAAGCUUCUGCUGCUGCUGCUGCUCUGCUCUGAUCUGAUCUGAUCUGGUGCUUGUCACGAGACGACGAGGGCGAGGUUUGGUGGGCGAGUGUGGAGCGCGAGAGCCAUCGAUCGAACCAAUUUUGGGCCGAAGAGAGACCUCCUACAUGCAGCAAAUUUGACGCGGGAUCGAUCGACGCAAUGGAGGUGUCGGCCCCAUUGAUCAAGAACAUUCUCCUGUUGGAUUCCGAGGGGAAACGCGUAGCUGUGAAGUACUUUUCAGAUGAUUGGCCAAAUCUUGCCUCCAAGCUGGCUUUCGAAAAAUCUGUUUUUACGAAGACGCAACGUAUAAGUGCUCGAGCUGAAGCGGAGAUUGGUAUGUUCGAUGGCUACGUUGUUGUCUACAAGUUUAUAUCGGAUCUGCAUUUUUACGUGACGGGAGGUGAUGAUGAGAAUGAGCUUAUUUUGGCCACAGUGCUGCAGGGCUUCUUUGACGCAGUCGCCAUUCUUUUAAGAAGCAAUGUGGAGAAGAAAACGGUUUUGGAGAACUUGGAUCUCGUUCUCCUUUGCCUGGACGAGAUUGUUGAUGGAGGGAUUAUUUUAGAGUGUGAUGCUAAUGUGAUUGCUGCAAGAGUUGCCAUGCGUGGUGCAGAGGCUGAUGUACCGCUAUCUGAGCAGACUAUCUCCCAAGCGCUGGCAACUGCGAAAGAGCACCUGGCAAGAAAUUGGGUUUUGUAAAGUUUGCUGAGCUGUUUACUGUACAUCUGACUCAUGAACUCAUGUUCAUAAGCCGGAGACGGUGCUGGUAUGAGAGAUGUGUGGAGUUACUUCCGCUUUCUCUUCUGACUUCGUGAGCGCUUCCUUAUGAAUGCGCGGUUCUGUGUGCAGAAAUUGGGCUCUGUAAUUUUUGGUGAGAUGAUUCUUGUUCACAGUUGUUCCUCUCUCAAGAAAUGAAGAAUCCCUUCUUAAAGCAGAGGGCAUGAAAGCCUGGGUGACAUGAUGUAUACUUGCAUCUCGGUGAGUCAUUUUGAUGUACGUGCCGAAGCUAGGGAAUCCAGUUUAGGGGAUUGGCAGUUCAUUUACUGUCACAUCUGAUAGGCUGAGUUGCAGCUAACAAAAGAAUCGAAUUCUUAUUCUUAUUCCGUCGGAAAUGAAAGUGUCCAUCAAGCUCUUCUGGAUGUGC